CCUCUCUCCUCAUCGCAACUCCACCAAAAAAGCAUCAACCACCAACCUGUACCCCUCCCCCUCUCUCAACUCCCGACUCCCAACGCAGUCGUCCUCCAGAAUUCUCUUUCGGUUGAGCUUCUGAUAUCUGAUCUUUUCUAAUCAAUCUUAUUGUCUUCGACCCCCGCGGUUCACCACAUCUCCUUCCAAAAAAAAUUCAGUCUUCCCCCCCACGGGUGCCUCUCCUUCGAAUCAAAAAGCGCGCUCGAUAUCCGUGACAGGACUCGACUCGACAGCCUCGCAGACUACUUCGUUGCAUUCAAUCACUUCCUCGGCGGAAUUAUACCCACGUCUCCUUGGUUAGAGCGAUACCCUCAUCCCCACAACGAUACUUCACACACAAAAUAGAAGCUACCUUUUCCAUAAAUUUCCAUCAUGGCGACCAACGGUAGCUUCACACAACAGGAUCAGUACAAGAACGCACCCGCAGAGCAGUAUCCAGCUACCUCGGGCGCUGCUGACUCUAAUACUGGAAGCGCGUCGGGCAAUGACUUGUCUAAGGAUGAGGUUGGAUGGUACUUCGUCGAGCAAUACUACACCACCUUAAGCAAAUCUCCUGAGAAGCUUCACGUAAGUCUGAAUGGCAGUAUUCCCUUCAGCGACGAUGCAUGCUAAUGGAAGUAGCUCUUUUAUGGAAAGCGCUCUCAGUUUGUGUCUGGUCUAGAGGCCGAGGUAGCUCCCGUCUCUGUUGGCCGAAGCGUAAGUUUGAGAUUCUUGCUUUAUUGUAGUCAUCGUCUAAUUGUACCAGGCAAUCCAAGAACGCAUCCGCGAACUCGACUUCCAAGACUGCAAGGUUCGUGUCUCCAACGUCGACUCCCAAGCUUCUUUCGACAACAUCGUCAUCCAAGUUAUUGGUGAAACGUCCAACAAGUCUGCUGAGCUUAAGAAAUUCGUGCAAACCUUCGUUCUCGCCCAACAACCUACUGGAUACUUUGUUCUCAACGAUAUCUUCCGAUACAUUAACGAGGAGGGUGAUGAGGAGGUCGUUGAAGCCACCCCAGUUGAAGACGCAGCCGGUCCUCUUGUCGAAGAUGUCGAGAUGCCAAAAGCUCAAACUUCUACCGAGGAGGCAGCUCCAGCCACUCUGAACGCUGAUGUUGUUGAUAAGAAGUUGGAGACUAUUGAGUCUGAGGAAGCUCCUACCCCAUCUACCAAUGGAAUUUCCGAAGAGGCUGUUUCUGCCGAGACCCCAGUCACCGAAUCCAAGGAGGAAGAAUCUACCCCCGAGGCUGCCGAGAAGGCUAUUGAGGAAGAAGUCAAGGAGCCAGAGAAGCCAAAGGAGCCAGUUCCAGCUCCAGCUGUCACUCGCGCUCCUUCUGCCGCCAAACCUGCCGAACCCGUCAAGCCAGCUGCCACAGCCAAGCCAAAGAGUUGGGCCAGUCUGGUUGGUUCAUCAACUCCUAAGCCAGCUGUUCCGGCCUCUGUUACUGCUCCAAAGACUGCUACCCCUCCUGCCCAAGCUCGUGCUGCACCACCCGCUAAGACUGCUCCUGUUCAGGCUCAGCCAACCGAGUCAACCGUCUCAGCUGCUGAAAAAGACAAGGAGAACACCCCUGGUGCUGGCUGGCAAUCUGUUGGUGACACCACCAAGCGACAGAACCGAACACAAUCAAUCUCCCAAGCACCACUCGAAAAGGAAGGUACCAUGGCAUACAUUCGAAACGUUACUGAGAAGCUUAGUCCUGAGGAGCUCCGUGGUGCAUUGGAAUCAUUCGGUAACUUGAUCUACUUCGACAUUAACCGUGGAAAGGUAUGUACAUUCAUGUAAAUUACUCCUGAGACCUUGCUGAAAUUUCUUCAGAACUGUGCCUUUGUUGAGUAUGCCACUCCAGAGGGAUACCAAGCUGCUGCCGCUGCCAACCCACAUCAAAUCGGUGGCGAGAACAUCUUCGUCGAACCACGUAGACCAAAGGCAAACGCCUACGGUGGAAACGGUUACGCUGGCGGACGUGGAGGUGUCAACACUCGAGGAGGUCGUGGCGGAUUCCAAAACGAUCGCCAAGGUGGUCAAGGUGGUAGAGGCAAUUUUGGUCCAGGAAACCGAGGACGUGGUGGUGCUGCAACUUCAAGAGGAGGUCGUGGAGCGUCUCAAGCUACUAACGCAUGAGCCCCCUUUUCUUCCUCUACGCGCAGAGCCUCAAACUCAACAGCAAACACCCUACAAUACUCAACAAUUUCGACACUGUAACAUACUUUGGACCACGGUUAUUUCUUCUUCUUGAGACCCAAGAACUUUGUACUUUACUUGCUAUCUGCCUAUUCUUUUCUUUCCUCCCCCUGCGGCAUUCACUAAUUUUUCAACUUCCGCUGUCUCUUUUUGAAUUUGAGAAGAAAAGUUUUUAGCAACGCAUGUAUCAAGGAUGGAUCGUUCGGAGAUUUUUUUGUCCUUUCGGUUUUUUACAGGGUUUCAUGGGUUACUUGCUUGCUUGGUACGAAUAGUUCACCUGCGGUUGCGUUAGUAUUCAUCUGCAUUUUCAAAGGGAUGCAAUAGGGUGGAUGGACCAAAAAUAUCGUCGCAUUCAGCGGGGAAAAUAUGAUUUUUCAUGGGAAAUGCGAAAGCAUGCUUUAGGGAUGGAUUUAUGAUGUUUGGGACGGUGGAUG
This is a messenger RNA of Hymenoscyphus albidus, 2640 nucleotides long. Lineage: Eukaryota; Fungi; Ascomycota; Leotiomycetes; Helotiales; Helotiaceae. The record is from the annotation of a GenBank genome assembly.